Messenger RNA from Clarias gariepinus (North African catfish), 6134 nucleotides. It is a transcript of the gene kcnd3, whose product is annotated as potassium voltage-gated channel, Shal-related subfamily, member 3. The record is from RefSeq and is a predicted model, not a curated record. The coding region runs from base 530 to 2488 and encodes 652 amino acids. Gene Ontology annotation, cellular component: voltage-gated potassium channel complex; neuronal cell body; membrane. Lineage: Eukaryota; Metazoa; Chordata; Actinopteri; Siluriformes; Clariidae. The transcript is spliced from 8 exons. Gene Ontology annotation, molecular function: A-type (transient outward) potassium channel activity; protein binding. Gene Ontology annotation, biological process: potassium ion export across plasma membrane; protein homooligomerization.
CCAGCAUCGCGGAGAGAGCGAGCUCGAGCGAGCGAGUGAGCAAGAAAAAGAGAGAGAGAGAGAGAAAGAGAGCGCGCGCGCGAGAGAGCUCUGUCUAACUGAGCAUCCUGCGGAAGUCGCGGAAAGAGCUCGUGCGCCGCGCUGCUUCUCUCCGCCGAAGCGAACGCACGCGCUCGGAUACUUGGAGCUUUAAAACGCGCAGAAUGACAACGAAUGCAGGAGCGAAGCAUCCGUCUGUCUCGACGCCUUGACGUCGCGAGUUUAUUCCUUUUUUUUCAGAACGCAACCUGGAUACUAUUUUAUUUAAGCUGAUUAAUCAAGCAGUUUAACAGUUUAAUCUUAUUAUCAUUAUUUUUAUGUUUUAAUUUUUUUUUUUUACUUUCUAAAGGCGGAGCGACCACUUUACCGAACUGUUACGGUGCGGAGAUGCUCGUGUAGUUUAUUCAUUUUUGCGGAUGGUGUCUGAUCUGAAGUCAAGCUGGUUGUGAAGGUGUUUGACCUAUUCCCCUCACCCCCAGACGGAGUAACCAUGGCUGCGGGCGUAGCGGCCUGGCUCCCCUUUGCCAGGGCAGCAGCCAUUGGCUGGAUGCCCGUGGCCAACUUGCCCAUGCCAGUGGCUCCACCUGACAUGAACAAACGCCAGGAUGAGCUCAUUAUCCUCAACGUCAGUGGCCGGCGUUUUCAAACGUGGCGCAACACCCUGGACCGUUAUCCUGAUACCCUGCUCGGUAGCUCAGAGAAAGAGUUCUUUUUCAAUGAAGAGACUCGUGAGUACUUCUUUGACCGUGACCCGGACGUAUUCCGCAGCAUCCUGAACUUUUAUCGUACUGGCAAGUUGCAUUACCCGCGCUAUGAGUGCAUAUCAGCUUACGAUGAAGAGCUGGCUUUCUUCGGGAUCAUCCCUGAGAUCAUCAGCGACUGUUGUUACGAAGAGUACAAGGACCGCAAACGUGAGAACGCUGAGCGCCUAAUGGAUGACCUUGAGGACAGCAAGGACAGCAAAUUGCCAAACAUGACUUUCCGUGAGACCAUGUGGCGUGCCUUUGAGAACCCACAUACCAGCACUAUGGCCCUGGUUUUCUACUAUGUCACUGGCUUCUUUAUUGCUGUGUCUGUCAUUACCAAUGUGGUGGAGACAGUACCGUGUGGCUCGAAACCCAACCAGCGGGACAUACCUUGUGGAGAGCUCUAUACAGUAGCCUUUUUCUGCAUGGACACAGCAUGCGUCAUGAUCUUCACCGUGGAAUAUUUAAUGCGGUUGUUUGCUGCACCAAGUCGCUACCGCUUCAUGCGCUCUGUCAUGAGCAUCAUUGAUGUUGUGGCUAUCUUACCCUACUACAUAGGCCUGGUUAUGACCAACAAUGAGGAUGUGAGUGGCGCCUUUGUUACGCUACGAGUCUUCCGCGUCUUCCGCAUCUUCAAGUUCUCGCGUCACUCCCAGGGCCUGCGCAUUUUGGGCUACACUCUGAAGAGCUGUGCCUCUGAGCUAGGCUUCCUCCUCUUCUCCCUUACCAUGGCCAUUAUCAUCUUUGCCACCGUCAUGUUUUACGCUGAGAAAGGCUCUGCUUCUAGCAAGUUCACCAGCAUCCCGGCCUCCUUCUGGUACACUAUUGUCACCAUGACCACUCUGGGGUAUGGUGAUAUGGUCCCUAAGACAAUAGCAGGGAAGAUAUUCGGUUCAAUCUGCUCUCUGAGUGGUGUGCUGGUGAUCGCACUGCCUGUCCCUGUUAUCGUCUCCAACUUUAGUCGAAUUUACCACCAGAACCAAAGAGCGGACAAGCGAAGGGCGCAGAAGGUGCAGAAAGCUCGAUUGGCCAGAAUGCGGAUCUCAAAGACGGGCGGCUCGAACGCCCUCCUGCACAGCAAGCGGAACGGCAUGCUCAACCAAGCCCUGGAGCUAACGCAACUACCUUACAAGAUGAAACUGUCACAUGAGCAGGGCUCCACGGGCGAAGGGCAACAUCUGAAUAAGACGGCAUCAAUAAUAGAAAGCCAACACCACCACCUGCUGCACUGCCUGGAGAAAACAACGAACCACGAGUUUGUGGACGAGCAGCUGUUUGAGCAGAGUUAUGUGGAUAGCGGCCUGCAGCGUUUCCCAUCACAGAGCUCUUCCCUCGCCAGCCAGGAGGGCAUCAUGGGGUCCUGCUGUUCCCGACGAGCCAAGAAAAGCACUCAGCCUGCUAAUGCAGCGCACUCCCUCCCUCACACACACCCUCACAUGCAUCCACAUGCUCACAACCUGCAGGAGCUUAGCGCCAUACAUAUCCAGUGUGGACAACAACAGCCUCUCAGCACUAGUCGUUCCAGUCUCAACAUGAUGCCAGAUGAAUCAGGAGGGCUGAACUGUAAGGGCAGCAGUCAGGUUACCACAGCAAUCAUCAGCAUCCCGACUCCUCCCACCAACACCUCCCCCAGCGGCCCAGAGGUUCCGCUUAAUCCCACCCCCAACUCCAGCGCCGGUGUGGUGAAGGUCUCAGCGCUGUGACGGACAUGUGGUAGAACCAAGCGAACGUCGGAACAGAGAGUGGGGAGGAGCACUCAGGACGUGAAAACUAUAGAGUAGCCUGCCCCCUUGUGGGAGAAGGACAACACUGACUCAGAUUCCUGAACAACAAAAACCAAGGGGUGAUGGAAACAAGUGUGUGCGUGUAUGUGUGUGUGUGUGUGUGAAAGCGAGAAAGAUGUAGAAAGAGAGAUAACAAUAGCAGAAGAGCCAUAACAACUUGAUCAAUCCAUCACAAGAUUGAUUAGAUGAGGAUGUCAAAAGUCACUCCGCAUCAAGCACUUUUUCUUUCUUUUCCUGUCUUAUUGUCUUGUAUUGUGUCUUAGAGAAGUGAUGUCUCAUCAACUUCACAGGCAACAGUUUUAGUAACUGCUUAUAAGCAACUUUUACCUUUCACAUCAUCUAAAAAUACAUUGAUGGACAUUGUACCAGUUCUGUUCAACCAUUAAAAAUGUGUAAAGCCACAGUAACAGCCACAUGUAGUUUGAUUUCACCAUUUUAAAAAGUGAAGAGAAUGAUAUUGCAAAUGUUACUUACUCAGUAGAUUUUAAUUCUGGCUAUUUAGUGGAAUAUAUGAUUGAGAUUUUGUUAAUAGUGAUAACCAUUCAGGGGUGGACAAAGCAUAAAUUCAUUAGCUGAACCACUGAGCAAAUCAAAGCUGCAAUGUACUUGGUCUAAUAGACGAGACUAAAAUGUGAAAACAAAUGUUAUUUAACCUGAAAGUGAAAAAGAGGUAAAAAUAAUUUUCCAGACUGCAAAAUAACCACGUUCUUUAAUUCCUGGGAGGGGUGACAUUUUGCAUAUAAUGUCAAUGCAGAUGAAUCAUCAUGUUUUUGCCCUUAACAAAAUGCAGAAUGUCUUUGUUAUAUUAUCUUUGCGUGUGCACGGACAAUUCUCUCUUUUUUUUUUUAAAUUCCGGUCAACUUGGGCACUGAUCCGAUAAGAUGUGCAUUUACAAAAACAAAGUAUUCAAGCAGAAUGUAACCUCUUUUGACAUGCACAAAGUCAUUCUGACCCCUGUGAUGGAAAUAUAACAGCAGAAGAAAAAGAAAAAGAAAUUUUAUGAACUACAGGUUUUGAGGUUAGGUUAGACUUCCCAUUUUUUUCCUGAUAAAUCCUGCAUUCUGUCUUCUAACUUGCUACCAAAAUUCAGUCUUAUCUAUGAUUGCUUAGAAGCUUAACUGCAUGUGAAAUGGUGACCCAAUCCAUGCCCCUUCCUCAGACAGAGACCCAGUGGAUUUGAGUAAUCAUAGAUGGGAUAGAGAGUUGUUCUCACAGGGUUUACCGAUCAGGAAUGGAAGAAAAGAUCUCCUUACCAUAAAGUUGUCACAUUGCCUAACGUUUCCCCCCUAAUGUUACCCCCACAUGAAAGAAUAUAUUUAUUUCAACGAGUAAUAAACCAUCAGAUCAAAUGUUUACAUGGCUACUAUUCAUCUAAUGAAUGGAUUAUCAAAUAUUUUCACCAAUCUUCUCAUUCUAACUACGAUUGGUCCAGAUGCAUUCCGACAGCUCUGACUGGGGUGUUUAAAUGAUGCAUUUUCAUUCUGAUUGGGCUAUUAUUGCGAUUAUUAGUGGGAUAUUAGUGCUCAUAAAGGUGCAUCUAGUGUGGUGGGCUCUUUUCUCAGAUCAUUGAGAACGGCUAAUGUCUUUAUAUUUACCAGGUCUUUCCAACAGAUUCAUCCUUUAUAAUAUGACGGCAACAAACCAAUUAAAAAUGUGUAUACAGUAAAACAGACAUCUCUGAUUGGCUAUUGUAAAUGUCAUUGAUAGUUUUUCUUUCUCUGCUCAAAACACACACUGAUGUCCAUUUUAUAAACAGCCCACUAAACCUGCUUGUCCAUGGGAAUACUGUUAAUGUAAAAUGAUCGUCCUGGAUAUGUAAUGUGAAUGUCCCUGGGCCUGGGCUUAUGGUUUGUCCACUCCUGCCAUUAAUUUCUAUUACAGGUUUUCUCAGAAUGAACAGUUACUAGAGAACAGAUAAUAAUAUCUUUUUGUCCAUCAUUGUUUUUUUUUUUGUUUUUUAUUGACCACCAUCCAUCAUUUAUGGCUUUGUGACUAUUUCAUGCACAAUGCAGUAUUUAACGAUGAAAAGCAGUCACAUGAAGAAACUCUGUUCUAACCAUAAUUAGAUACAGAAACUGCACACUGCAUGGCAAUUGCUGAAUUAAAGAAGUUUCCCAGAAUCUGCUUCACUCGGUGCUGCAGAUUAUCAUUUUAAAGUAAGAUUCAAGACAGAAGCAUAGAAGAAUGAAUCCGAUUUAAAUAUAAGCAUAAUGUAAUAUUUCAAGUCUUUUCCAUUUGUGUUGUUGUUGUUGAUGUUGUUGUUGUUGCUAUUAUCUAUAUAUUAGUCUAUAAUUACAAGGAUAUCAUGCAGCCUUUCAAAAAGAAAUCCAUAUUUAAACUCUCGAAAGACAGAAAAAAACGUAGGGAUAGCUUGACAAAGAAUAUGGGAUGAUUUUUAUUUUCUUUUAUUCUAUUUUUCUUUGUAUGAGUGAGAGAGUGUUUUAACUAAGGUUAAGAGAGAUAGAGUGUAUUUGAGACGUUAGGAUCUUUCCAUAGGUUUGUGUGUGCGUGUCCGUAAGCUCUCAGCGUGCCUGGAGCCUUUCACACAGUAUGUGCCUCUCUUGGGGAAAGGAUCUUUUUUCCUCUUCUAAUCCACGUCCCCUCUUUUCCUUUUUUGGGUCCAAGAUGUUGAGUGGACAAACAGUGUCAGUGUCCAAAUCAUCAGUAAUAACCACGUAAAGCGGAACCAAAAAAAAUUCUCUAUAUAUGAAAUAGGUAUUCAAAAUAUCUGUGAUUAUAAGCACAAGGCAUUUGCUGAGAAUUUGUGAGUAGGACAUGUACUAAGCCUUGGUUCAUUUGUGAAUAUUGUUAAUAGGAUAUUUUGUAAUAUUUGGCCAUUGUUUGGCAAAACGAGUGCAGCUGCCGCCCUUGUCCUCUUUCACUGUGGUCCAGUGCUGCCCUGUCCGCUCGUCUCUCUGAAAAACCAUGCUUUUGAUAGUUGGUUUGGUCCUAAGUGUUGUUUUCUUUCCUGCUCAGUGGGCAUUUUAUUGAAAAAGAAAAAAAAAGUAAACCUUGUUGUGUGUAUAUGUGUAUUCUACCUGCAUAGAAACUUUUGGUGUUGGCCACUCUUCUGUGUUGCUUUAUUUUGUCUUUUUCUUCUAGGAAAAAAAAAACAACAGACUGUCUUAAAUGAACUCAACGAGUCGAUAUUGCCAUAGUGUCAGCGAAGCUACAAUGAGUUUUGACUGACAUUUCCAUGGACGAAUCAGACGUCUUUGUCACACAUAUUACAUAGUCCCUGUUUCUUUAUGACGGCCAUUUGUAGAGAGAAUGGCUUUGCCAAUAAUAGUAUAGAUAAGUGUGUUUGUGCUUUAGGACAGGAACAAUGAACUUGUUUUAUGUUUUAUGUUUUAUACUCCUGAAUUCAAAUUUGCAUUUAAAAAUUGCAUUUUUUUUUUCUCUCCCUGGAUCUAUGUCUCUACUUUGAAUUUGUUUGGUUAUUUGAUAUGUAUUUGAGGUUCUGGCUGUAUAUGUUGUUGGAAAAACAUCAUUACUCAUUAUUUUACAUUUUAUUUCUUAGGCUGCAUUUACAUUGUUGGAUUUGAGACACAAUUCCUAUAUUUUG